GUGCUACCCAGAUACAACGCCUGCAUCACCUGCCCUUAUCUUCUUCAAGCGAUCUCCUACGGUCAGGGCCGGUUCGCUUCGAGGCAGGGCGCUGUUACCCGCCCGGUCUAGGCGCAGCAGCCCGCAGAGCUUGGCUCGUGGCACAUGGAAGCGCGCUUGAAACGCUGCGAGCGCGUUUUGGCGGGAGCACAAGCAAACUAGGGCUUUUGUCCCAGUCAGUAUCAGGCCCGCGUUUGCAGCAGCAGCGGCCAUAAUGGCGCCCUCGGAGCGGCACCAGCUCAUGCCGGCCGCUGCUACAGCAGCUGCAGCCGACAAAGGGGCAGCGGCAGCAAGCGGCAGUGCGCGAGUGCUGCCGGAAGCAGGCGCCACCUGGCCAAGCCAAGGGACCGCGGCCGUGGCGGCAGGCAGCGCGGCAGCCAGCAGCCAGCAGCAGAUCUCAUCGACACAGCUGCAGCAGUCGGGCGUCGGGGGUGCGGCGCACUGCUACCCGCAGCUGGCUUGGCUCCCAGCCUCCAUUGCCGCCGCCCAGUCCCCCCUAUCCUCUUCGGCUCUCAUGGCCGGUGGCACCAUUAGUACCAGCAGCUGUGAGGGCCGCAUGCGCCCACACCAGCCCUCACCCACGGCUGCUGUGGGUUCCGCAGCGGUGGCAGCUCAUGUUGCUGGAAGUGGAAGUGUCCACCGCGACCAGCAGCGGCCGCAGCAGCUGUUGUGGUCCCACACGCCACCGCCGCCUCCUCAGCCCGCUGGUGAGAUCCUCGCCGUCUCCGACCCGGUCGGGUGUGUGCACAGCAGCGGCAGCAUCACACAUCUGCUGCUACUGCCCGCGGCCGCGGCGGCGGGCGGCACCACCUCCAUCCCCGUGCGCCGCCACAACGCCGCCGCCGCCGCCUUCGCCGCCUCAUUGGCCCGCCACUCGCCGCGCUCCUCGCCCUCGCGCCCGCUGCUGCCGCCGCCUAGUCCCCCUGCCGCCCCCUCCGGCUCCGCCGCCACCUCCGCCCACCCGUCCUCCUCCUCCCUGGCUGCCCGGUCGUCCUUCCUGGCGGUGCGGCGGCGCACAGUGGCGCUCAUCAACGCCGUGUCCAUCAUGGAGCGCAUGGACGAGCAGAUCGUGCCGGCCCUGUCGCGGCCUCUGGGCUGCGCCUUCCGCGCCGGCCCUCACCAGCUGGGUCUCAUCACCUUCGCCCGGGCGGUGGUGCAGGCGGUGGCCAGCCCCCUGGGCGGACUGGCGGGCCACUACUUUGACCGUGUAUCGGUUCUGUUCGUGGGCUGUGCGGUGUGGGGCUUCUUCUGCACCGCCUUUGCCUUCGCGCGCACAGUCAACGAGGGCAUGGCUGCUUGGGCGUUCAACGGCGUGGGUCUGUCUCUCAUCAUCCCCAACAGCCAGUCCCUGGUGGCUGACUACUACAGCGCUACACAGAGGGGGGAGGCGUUCGGAACACUCAUGCUCACGGGCGCCGUGGGCGGCAUGCUGGGUGCGGUGUUCGCGACCAACCUGGGCGGCCGCUCCGGCCUGACGCCGCUGCGGCUGGACGGCUGGCGGCUGGCCUUCGGGGUGGUGGGCGCCGCCUCCUUCCUCAUAGGCGCCACCACACUGCUGCUGGCGGUGGACCCCACCCGACACCACCUGCUGGCGCACAGGCGCAGGAGGGGUGGAGGCGGCGCGGCAGGCGGUGCGGGUGGGGCAGGGCGAAGUGGCGGCGGCGGUCCGAGGAGGCACCGGGUGGCCCGCGGCGGCGGUGGCGGCGGUCUGCCCAAGGACGCAGCGACCACUGAGCACACCGCCGCCGCCGCCGCCGCCGCGGACGCCGCCGACACGGAGUGGGACUGGGACUCCGCCGGGUCCGGGUCGGGGUCGGGGUCCGGGGCGGGGCCCUCAGCGGCGGGUGGCCGGCAGGGGGCUGCGGCGUGGCGGCCGUCCCCCGCUGACGUGCCGCCGCCGCCGCCCUCACCGCCAUCGCCCGAGGAUGUGGAGACGGCGCCGCUGCUGCUCGCCUACCGCAGUAGCAGCACGUCACAGCAGGCGGCUGCUACAGCCGCAGGCAGCGCGGUCCUGAAGGCUCGGGGCGAUGAGGAGUUUGAGCCGCCGGCGGAGCUACGCAGUAGCUGGGAGGAGGACGAGGAGGCACAGGCUGCAGCGGAGGAGCGGCGGCGCAGACGCAGGGGCAGCGUUGGCAAUGUCUCGGUGGAUGGCGACGCAGUGACGCCUGCGGGUGCUGGCGGCGGCGGCGGCCCCCCUCCGCUGACGUGGCGGCGGCUGUGGCGCAUGCUGACCACACCCACCUUCCUCAUAAUCAUCCUGCAGGGCAUCGUGGGCAGCACGCCCUGGAACGCGCUGGUGUUCCUCACCCUGUACUUCCAGCUGCUGGGCUUCAGCGACGCAGCGGCCAGCGCCCUCAUGGCCACACUGCUGGGCGGCACCGCGGCGGGCGCACUGGUGGGCGGCUGGCUGGGGGAUCGAGUGGCGGAGCGCUGGCCCAACCACGGCCGCAUUGCGCUGGUGCAGUUCUCAGUGGCCGUGGGCGUGCCGCUGUCGGUGCUGCUGCUGCGCGGCCUGCCCACCGCCGCCGCCGCCACGCCCGCCGCCGCCGCCGCCUACGGACUGGUGCUGCUGGUCAAGGGCGUGCUGACCAGCUGGGCCGCACCCGCCUGCAACAACCCCGUGUUCGCCGAGAUAGUGCCGCCCGACAUGCGCAACCUGGUCUACGCCUUUGACCGCAGCUUUGAGGGCGCCAUCUCCGCGCUGGGUGCGCCGCUUGUGGGCAUGGCGGCGGAGCGCUGGUUCGGAUUCAGCGGCGUGGCGGCGGCCGAGGACAGCUGCGAGCCACACGACUCGGCGCCGGCGGCUGGCGGGCUGGGCGGCCCCGCGCCCGACCUGCUCAAGGCGCGGUCGCUGGGUGAUGCCAUGCUACUGUUCAUGGUGGUGCCGUGGACGCUGUGUGCGCUGUUCUACACGGGGCUGCACUGGACCUACCCCCGAGACAGGGCCAGGGCACUGAGGCCGCAGGUGGCGGACGUGUUUGGCGGCAAAGGGUGACCAGGCGGCGGCAGCGUGUCGCCUCGGCGUGUCAGUGCCAGUGGGCGGCCGGGCGCGGGGCGGGCCGCUGCGGGCGCGACAGCCGGCGGCGGCAAGUGGGCGACAACCGCGGAUGGCUGGUGAUUGUGAGCACCCUCCGGCGGCGGACGAGCAAGCGUGUGUCCCUUGGCGGCGCAGGGGUUGUGCAGCAGGGUCGGGUGUUUAGGGGGCUACUGUGGUGCGUGUGCAGGUGGGUGAAAUUCCUAAUAAACGCCGGGAGCUGUUGUGGUAUGGGUGGAGGUGUACGGUAGAGAAAGGCAAUUUGGAUGCAAAGCGGGCACGGUGCAAAAGUAAUGGUGGGGUGACUGCAGCGUGUCAGGUUACGACAGGACGAGUGGGCUCUACAGAGAGCAGGAGGCUGCAUGUCUCAUGGGUCAGGAUUGAUGCGCACCACUGUAACCUGACUGUAACUGCCUCUGAUA
This is a messenger RNA of Chlamydomonas reinhardtii, 3495 nucleotides long. RefSeq lists its product as uncharacterized. Gene Ontology annotation, biological process: transmembrane transport. NCBI's taxonomy places the organism in Eukaryota, Viridiplantae, Chlorophyta, Chlorophyceae, Chlamydomonadales, Chlamydomonadaceae. Gene Ontology annotation, cellular component: membrane. The record is from RefSeq and is a predicted model, not a curated record. The transcript is spliced from 11 exons. Gene Ontology annotation, molecular function: transmembrane transporter activity. The coding region runs from base 254 to 3034 and encodes 926 amino acids.